Molecule: messenger RNA, 855 nt
Organism: Paramecium tetraurelia
Lineage: Eukaryota; Ciliophora; Oligohymenophorea; Peniculida; Parameciidae
Exons: 4
Biological process (GO): barbed-end actin filament capping; actin cytoskeleton organization
Cellular component (GO): actin cortical patch; F-actin capping protein complex
Molecular function (GO): actin filament binding
Source: RefSeq, a predicted model, not a curated record
AUGAAUUAAGGGGAGGGAGAAGUCACAGAACAUGACUAACACGAGAAAGUGGUGAAGUACAUUGUCAAAAAUACUCCUUUCGGAUAAGCUAAUUUAGUGAUUAAGGAUUUGUGCAAAAUCAUUGGGAAUAUUAAUCCAUAGCAUGCUAUUAUGCUAUAAGCAUUGAGGGAUCAUAACGAGGAGCAUUUGGCUUUGAUUAAAGGCUAAAACACUCAAAUCCUUACGAGUGUACUGAAUUCUUAGGAAGACUUUUAUGUAGAUUAGAAAAACAAUGAGACAAUUUAAGUGGAUCAUGAAAAAUUAGAAAUAAUAUCCAGAUCUUAAGUGGAAUUACCAUCAGAUCCAGAACUAAACGUACUGAGAGAUGCACUUGAAUAGCAAUUAAAUCUCUACUUGAGUUAACAAUUUAAUGAGAAGGUUUGUGGAGCUUAUGUUAUGUAUCAAGGUGAUGCUUCCGAUUACACAUUCUACAUAGGAAUUACUGCAAAAACAAUCAAUUUGCCAAACUUUUUCUGCGGAAGUUGGAUCUCAACUUGGGAAUUAACAAAAACAUAAUUGAAAGGUGAUUUGAAAGUGUAAGCACACUAUUAUGAAGAUGGUAAUGUGCAAUUAAAAAAUGUAAAUGCCUUUUCAGAAGGAAUCAAUGUAGACUUGUCAACAGCUAGUGAAAGUGCUAAAUAGAUUGUUCACACAAUCGCUAAAUUAGAAAACAAGCAAUUAGCAGGAAUGGAUAAUUUAUAUAAUUCUAUGCCUGACUUUUUCUUUAAAGCUAUGAGAAGACCUCUACCAAUAACAGGUACAAAGAUGAAUUGGAAUGAAAAUGUUCACAAAUUAGUAGCAAAUUUGAAAUAAUGA